This is a messenger RNA of Mercurialis annua (annual mercury), 5172 nucleotides long. Its product is annotated as BTB/POZ domain and ankyrin repeat-containing protein NPR1-like. The coding region runs from base 2906 to 4849 and encodes 647 amino acids. NCBI's taxonomy places the organism in Eukaryota, Viridiplantae, Streptophyta, Magnoliopsida, Malpighiales, Euphorbiaceae. The record is from RefSeq and is a predicted model, not a curated record. Gene Ontology annotation, molecular function: protein binding. Gene Ontology annotation, cellular component: cytoplasm; nucleus. Gene Ontology annotation, biological process: regulation of salicylic acid mediated signaling pathway; systemic acquired resistance, salicylic acid mediated signaling pathway; defense response to fungus. The transcript is spliced from 9 exons.
AAGGUGACGGCAACUUCGAAGUUGUAAUGACUUUCGUUUAUUUUUGAAGAAGAGAGACAAAUAAUUAAAGUUUCCAAUUGCUAAUGAGUUGUCAAAAUGAAGUGGGUAUUUGAACUAGUUUCACAUCGAGAUGAAUCCUCUGCCUACUCUACAGAAACCUCCUCAAACUCAGAAACAUCCCUCGAUUUAACCGACGAUACCCAACAACAAAGCGACGAUCAAAAAUCCGAUCUGCCACCCUCAAGCAAAAGAAAAAGAGAAUCCGAGGAGCUUGAAGAUGCUUUAUCAGCCACUUAUGAUCCCAAUCCCCGGCACUACUUAGGAAACGCUUCUCCUCAGAAAAGAUUAUGGAUAGAUAUUCUGGAGCAAGCAGAUCCAUUGCACGCAGAGCCUUCUCUUUCUCUUCCACUGACUGAUGAUGAACUGAUGCUUCUAUUAUUAUACCUUGAAAACAGAGUUGGACUAGCAAAACAUUUAUUUCCCAUGGAAGCAAAAAUUGCAAUGGAUAUUGCUCAACUGGAUGGCACAUAUGAAUUUCCAUUAACAAGCUUCAAGACUACGAUCUCUGCUGAUGUGCAGAGGCCGACUUUGGACUUGAAUGAGGUACCUUUUAUAAUUCAAGAGGAGCAUCUGAGUAGGAUGAGAGCACUCUCGAGAACAGUGGAACUAGUACAGCGUUUUUUCCCUCAGUGCUCAAAGAUACUGAAUAGGAUCAUGGACGCGGAGGACUUAUCGCAGCUGGUGGAUGUAGGAAAUGAUGCUGAUGAUGAACAAUGCCAGAUGAAACAAAGAUUUGUGGAACCUCAAAACCUUAUACGUAAAGCAUUUAAUGAGGAUAAACGAGAGUUCGACAGGUCUAACAUUUCAUCGUCGUCGUCUUCUUAAUCAAUAGAUGUGGUUCGAUCUAAUGGUAAAGUCUGGGACGGAGGUAGUAAGUCUUAUUUCACUCUCUGUUUCGUGUAUAAUAUAAGGGUUCUCUUACUCUUCAAUAUAAUUGGAUGUUCUGUUAAUAUUAAAAAUACCCCGCAGCUUCGUACUUUACUUUUCUAGCAACUAAUGAGAUGGUUAUGUUGAUAUAUUUUUUAUAAUUCGUUUAAGGUUUAUAAAUAGACUGUGUGAAUGAUACAUAAUAGAGAGUAUUACUAUGAAGAUAAUAAAAUCAUCCCUGCCUGAGAUUCAAACUGAAGAACUGUACAUUCAGUAGUUUCAUAACUAUUACAUGUUUGAUGCAAUAAAGAUUACUAUGCGCCCAAAGUUUCUGGCUUUCCAAUCAAGUCCUCCUAUUCAAGGUAAAAUUUAGAGUCACUAAUAUCUUAGCCUUCGUCAACUGGAUCUUGAUCAGAAAUCACAUCAUCAUCCAAUAAAUCAUUCUGUUUUUGCCUCGGUUACAAGCUGGUGAUCUUCUAGAGCAAGUGCCUCAGUUUGUCUCUGGGUUACUUAAUGCCAAUUCGUAUAACUGGAAUGAAGGUCUACUUCGACAAUUGUUUAUACCUAUGAUGUACUUAACAUUCUAUCAACCCCGUUGCCAACCAUAUACAACCUGACUUUUGUGGCGGUAUAAUCGAAAUGGGGUAAUCUCGGUCAAAGGCUAUAUUGGAAACAUUUCUGUCAAAUGAACAUAUUUCCAAUGCUUAUAUGGGAUACCUCGCAUUGAAGCUAGGGAUAUAAAAACAGCCCAGCUCCUUCUCUCUAACAUUUCUCCUAACCCUAACAACAACCAGCGCCGCUCAUGUCUUGGGGAGGUGACUUUGGCUAAUUUUUUGUCAAAAUCAUCUCCCUACCCUCUAUUUUCUCUACAUCUAUUCUAAAUAAAUGGUAUUUUUACCAUCUAUUAUCUAUUAUUGUAAUAAUUUUUGCCAUGUUGAUUUCUACCCUUUAUGAAUUUUCUUCUUCUCUUCAUAGUGAGCUAUGUAAGAUUUACUACUCCGGUGUUUUCGCACUACAAAAUCACUUGGUGGUCCUUCGUCUAGAAAUCGGCCAGAAGGGGUGUUUCGUUGAAGUUCGGAAUUUCUAACAUCUCCUUUGGAAGAUUAGUUUACAAAUUAAUUUUAUGACUUAAAUGAUAUUUCCUUAGAUUUGUUAUAGAUUUAAAGUUUUUAUUAUUUUUGUUGUAAUUUUAUAUUUGUAAAUUGCCCACUUUAGCUAGGUUUAUUUUUAGAUCUAGUUUUUGUGGAGUUUGAUUUUGGGUGACACAAUUGUUGUCGAGUAACCCUAAUUUUCUGUAAUUUCUAAUCCGUUUAUUGCGGUUAGAAUUGAGACUCUUGUAGUCGAAUUUUCAUCUAUGAAUGAAAUCAUUAUCUUUGGCAAAAAAAAAAUGCUUAUAUGGAGAUCUUUUCAUCAACGGUUGCCUACAUGGGAGGUUCUUGCUUUCCUGACUUCAUAAAGUAUGUUCAUGUAUUAAUUUGGACAUGAGGAAUCUUUAAUGCAUUUGUUGUUUCGCUGUUCUUGUGUUGAAAGAAUAUGAUUUACUUCCCGGUUGGGACUGCGUUACUCGACUAGAUAUAUUAAUCGAGUUGAUUUAAAACAUAUGGCAGAGUAAAUCUCAAGUAGCUUGAAUAGGUAGAAAGUUGCUCCGACAUAAUGUUGAAACCUUUCAUAUAUGGACGCAUAUUUAAACCACCUCAUGUUCAGGACCCCAUGUCUAGUUCCAUACUAGUAAAACUUGAGGUUUGUUCUAGUAGCGUUAUAAGAAUGAGUUUAUUUGAGCCGCUUUUAGAAGUAUUAAGUGCAUUCAGCAUCUUUUUAAAAAAUGGAGGGUCAACUUAGCAACGGUAUAUAUACGGUAAUGGCAACUUCUAAUGGCCUUCGUUUACUUUUCAAGCAAACAGACAAAUAAAUUAACUCUCCAAGGGCUAAUCAGUGCCUUCAGUCAGACAGUAACUCAUAUCCAGCUGCCGAAGUGAAAAUGAAGUGGGUGUUUGAACUAGUUUCACAUCGAGAUGAAUCCUCUUCCUACUCUACAGAAGCCUCCUCAAACUCUCAAACAUCCGUCAAUUUAACUGACGAUACCCAACAACAAAGCGAUGAUCAAGAAUCUGAUCAGCUACCCUCAAGAAAAAGAGAAUCCGAUCAGCUUGAAGAUGCUUUAUCAGCCACGUAUGAUCCUAAUCUCCUGCACCACCAAAUCCAUCUCUCCUUAGGAAACGCUGAGCAAGCAGACAGAGGAGAUCCAUUGUAUGGAGAGGCUUCUCUUUCUCGUGAAAUGGUUGGUCAUUACCUGAACAUGAAAUUAUUAUACCUGAAGAAUAGAGAGAAACUAGGGAAACGGUUUUUCGCUCCGUGCUCAGAGGUACUGAAUAGGAUAAUGGACGGGGAUGGAUUACCAGAGCUGGCGUAUAUAGAAAAUGGUACUGAAGAAGAACGACACAAGAAGAAACAAAGAUAUAUGGAACUUCAAGACCUUCUAAGUAAUGAGGAUAAUCAAGAGUCUGAAAGGUCCAACAAUUCUUCUUCUUCUUGUUCUUCUUCUAUUUCUUCUGAAUCAAUAGAUGUGAUUCGAUCCAAAGGUGUUUGUGUCGAUGAAGAUUGCUCCCACGUUGCCUGUAGACCCGCUGUUCAUUUCAUGAUGGAGGUGCUUUAUGCAUCUUGUGUAUUUCAGGUGCCUGAGUUAGUGACUCUUUAUCAGAGGCGCCUUAUAGACAUUCUUGACAAGGUUGCAGUUGAUGACGUAUUGACAGUUCUAUCGAUUGCAGAUAUCUGUGGUAAAGCUUGCGAAAGAUUGUUGACUAGAAGUAUUGAGAUAAUUGUGAAAUCCGAUGCCGAUGUUGUAACUCUUGAUAAGGCCUUGUCCCAACAUAUUGUAAAGCAAAUAACUGAUUCUCGCCUAGAACUCGGCUUAAAUACACCUGAAAGUACUAGUUAUCCUGAUAAACACGUAAAGAGAAUUCUUCGAGCCUUGGACGCGGAUGAUGUUGAAUUAGUUAGAAUGCUGCUGAAAGGAGCGCAUACUAAUCUGGAUGAUGCACACGCACUCCAUUAUGCUGUUGCAUACUGUGACGCAAAGACUACAGCAGAGCUUCUUGAUCUUGGAAUUGCUAAUGUUAACAGUAGAAACUCAAGGGGCUACUCUGUGCUUCAUGUGGCUGCAAUGAGGAAAGAGCCUAAGAUUAUAGUCUCUCUCUUGACAAAGGGAGCUCGGCCAUCGGAUCUCACUUCAGAUGGUAGAAAAGCACUUCAAAUUUUAAAGCAGCUUACUAGAGCUGUUGACUACUAUAAGUCUAUUGAGGAAGGAAAAGCUUCUCCUAAAGAAAGAUUAUGCAUCGAGAUACUGGAGCAAGCAGAAAGAAGAGAUCCGUUGCUCGGAGAGGCUUCUCUUUCUCUUGCAAUGGCUGGUGAUGACCUGAGGAUGAAAUUACUAUACCUUGAAAAUAGAGUUGGACUGGCAAAACUUAUAUUUCCCAUGGAAGCAAAAGUUGCAAUGGAUAUUGCUCAUGUGGAUGGCACAUAUGAAUUCACACUAACAAAUGUCAGGUCUAAGAUCUCUGCCGGCGUGCAGAGGAUUACUGUGGACUUGAAUGAGGCACCUUUUUUUAUUCAAGAGGAGCAUUUGAAGAGGAUGAGAGCACUCUCGAAAACCGUGGAACUAGGGAAACGGUUUUUCCCUCGGUGCUCGGAGGUACUGAAUAGGAUCAUAGAUGAAGAUCUAUCGCAGCUGGGGUAUAUAGAAAAUGAUACUGAAGAAGAACGAUACACGAAGAAACAAAGAUACAUGGAACUUCAAAAUCUUCUAAGUAACGCAUUUAAUGAGGAUAAACAAGAGUUCGAUAGUCGUGAACUAUGUAUUCUACUGUCAAAAGGCUAUGAUAUACCAUUGGAUCAAACACAACCAGCUUGCUCAACGACCUCAUGAGUUCCAUAUCCUCUCCAAGUUCUUGGCUUUCCAAUCAAGUCCUCCAAUUCAAGACUGUUGAUCAUCUGUACCACACAUCACAUUCACCUUGUGUUCUUCACUGCAAAACUCAUCAGCCAAAGGAGCCUCGAACAGAUUAUUGAUCCCUUCUUCAUCUUUCAGUAUCUGAGCAGUAAGUUCAGUUUGCAUUGUUGCCAAUUGUUCCUGAGCCUGAUUUCUGCAAUCCACACUUCGGCUUGCAUCGGCCGAGAUUUCUGGGACUCGGGUUUGAGCUUGACCUGAAAGCAUUCUUCUUUUCUUGAUAAACUUAUUACUCCCUUCUA